Messenger RNA from Chelonia mydas (Green sea turtle), 7108 nucleotides. It is a transcript of the gene ANKAR, whose product is annotated as ankyrin and armadillo repeat containing. The record is from RefSeq and is a predicted model, not a curated record. The transcript is spliced from 24 exons. NCBI's taxonomy places the organism in Eukaryota, Metazoa, Chordata, Testudines, Cheloniidae. Gene Ontology annotation, molecular function: protein binding. Bases 1033 to 5439 code for a protein of 1468 amino acids.
GGUGGUUCUAUAGCUUCUGCACUUCCAAAAUUAACAUUUCACCACUUGCUAGGUUUUCUGGGUGUAAGAUUUCUCUUUUUGGAUGCUCAAGUGACUGUCUGUCUGUGAUUCUGGGUUCUGUGUAAGACAGGAUUUAUGUCCUGAAUAUGCAGGGAGUUAUGAUUACAUAAACAGCUUGAGUGAGCAAUACCCUACAGGAAGAAGGAUUAGCAUGUAGAAAGUGAGAGUUCAAAGGACAAUGUGGGAAUGAGUGGUUUCUUGUAGUAUUCAAGCCCUGAGUAGGAAGAAGAGGAGAAAUGAUACAUUUCUUUUACCUCAUGCAAACCUGGUGGUCCUGUUUAUGAGAUGCAUAAUAAUGUACACCUUGGGUACUAAAUGGUGUUUAGUGUUUGCUCUGUAUUAGAAAACACCGUGUGACGAUUUGAGAAUUUAUUUGUAGGUGUCCCGUGCAUUACAAGUAAAGACAUAGUCCCUGCCCUAUAGGGUAAUCUGAAAGAAAGAAAUUUAAAAUGUUGACAUUUAAAUUAUCAUUACUAGACUUCAGCUUCAACAACCAUUUCAGAGUGAUGGGGCAGUCACACUCGCUCACAGCUAUUGUUUCAGGCUUUCUAUAAAUAGCAAUACAUUGAUUUGUACUUUUUCACAAUUGAAGGUUGUUUUUCCAGCCAUAAGGGUCAUAGUGUUUUUUUAAAAUGACAUCUUAGAUUCUAAAGCACAAAAUGCCUGGCUCCAUGAAUACGUUUUUGUUUUUUUUUAAGUUCACUUGGUUAUUGCAAGCUGGCCCAAUCCAGUCCUUGGAUAUCCUAGGCAUAAUGAAGUUCUUGGUUCAAGGAAAAUAACAUUUUCAAAGAUGCGUUGCCUUGAAAUAGCUUGGAACACCUCACGUAUGCUGUAGUAUAUUUUAAUCUUGUUAUUAAAGAAACUCAUUUUUCUUACAAAUAUUAAUACCUAAUUACAUAACUAUUAUACUUGUUUGUCUUAUCUUUCUUUAAGUAUUUAAUUUUAAACACUGCAGAAAGGAACUAUUGAAGAAUGCUGAGGUCUGGCAAAAAAACAUUACCUAGAAAUGAACAAGCAGAUGAGACAACCUACUUAGCAAAUUUAGCAGUACAGAGAAAUGCCAGUGCCUUCUUUGACAAAUUUGACCGAAGUGAGUUACAGGAAUUACUUACCACUACCUCAUGUAGCUGGCUGGCUUCUAAAGAUGACCUAUGCCAGCCAUUAGAACUUCCCAGUGGACUUAUGGGUCAGCUAAAAAACAUAAGUUUCCCGACUGCAAUUUUGCUAGCACCAGUGAUGCCAGAUGUACCUUUGGACUGUAAAGAAGUUCAUCAGAUUGUGAGAGAAUUGGCUGUAGGAAUUUACUGUUUAAACCAAAUUCCUUCCAUCAGCUUAGAUUCCAAUUAUGAUCACAGCACUUCUUGUCAGCUUCCUCCAGCUUACAUUGACACCAGAAUUGGACAAAUUUUGAUAAGUGUUGACUACAUGUUAAAAGCACUGUGGCAUGGUGUGUAUAUGCCCAAAGAGAAACGUGUCAGGUUCUCUGAAUUGUGGCGCUCUGGUAUGGUUAUUGAUAUGGAUGGGAAUCCUCAAACAGAAAAAAAUAUUUUUUCAGAGUUUUGUUCAGCCGGUCUAGUUGAUCUUUCCAAUGAACCAGAUUUUGAGGGAAUCUAUGAUGAAAACAUGAAUGAAGAUCCAACUUAUGACCCUAACAGUGCACAAGAAAAAAGUCUCUUUAUGCAGUAUGCAGACAAUAUACUACUUAAGUUGACAUUUGGUACUAUACAAGUUCAGCAGCAUGAAAAUGUGUGUAAAUUUGAUGCAGCAUAUGGGCUUUCUAAUUUGAUAAGAUUGACGGAGGAUCACCUUGAUACAGUAACAUACCAAAGGUUGCAGCAGAGGCUAAUUCUUCAGCAAAAACUCGUGAACAAGCACUUAGAGAAAAAAACAGAAAUCCGCAAGGAUAUUGAAUAUUUAAAAAUAAUGAGCUUUCUGAUUCCAUUUUUACUUGGCUUAAAAAGAAAGAUGAAAAUUCCAAAUGUAAAUCAACUUCUUCAACCAUAUUCAGAUGAUAAAGUUAAGACUGAACGAGAAUUGCCUCCAUUUGUACUUGGGCCAGAUUUUAAAUGCCAACAUUUUCAUUACAUAAAGAAUGAGUAUUUUCAUGUCCAUGGAGGAAUUGAAUUUGAUGUUGGUACACCUUCUGUUGAGGAUGUUUCAGAAAAGAUUAAGGCCGCCUUUGAUGACAUACAGAAUUGUGCAUCAAACCAUGUAGCCCAGUUGUUAGACCCGGAUAUACCAUACAGAGAACAUUACUCCAUACCAACUAUGGAAUUUGAUGGAAAGAGCUACUAUGUGAUCUCCAUUGAAUUGGAAACUUUUUAUCAGCAGCUAUAUAAGACCCCAUGGUGGGGAGCCAUAAAUGAAAUAAUAAGCACUCUCAAGCCUAAAAGGCUUCCAUUAACUGAUAUCCAGUCACUGGAGCAAUUCAAGAAAAGAUUUGGUUAUAAGAAAGCUAUUAAAUGCAAGAGUUUACCUUAUGGUAUGAAGUCUGCUGCUGAGAGAGGACUAUCUGCUAUCUUCCAUACUUUUUGUCGUAAAACAUCUACUUCCAGUCUCAGUGUUGUAGAUGAAUAUGGUUAUGCUCUUCUCCAUCAUGCUUCCAUACACAACCGUGUGCCAAUUAUCUGUCAGCUGAUUAAAUCUCAUUUGAAUAUCAAUCAGAGGCGCAAUGUUCACUUUAACCAGGGAAGACGUUCACAGAAGAGUGAGACUAAGGGGGACAGAGCUGGAAAAUCACAUUUGCAAGAAAAGGAGACCUCUGGGGAAAGAAUUGCUUUAGGUCCUACUGCUUUACACCUGGCAGCUCAGUGUGGAUCCAUUGAAGCACUUACUUGUCUUCUGGCCUGUAAGGCAGAUUAUAAAUUAGCUGAUGAUCGAGGAUGGAUGGCUAUACAUUUUGCUGCAUUCUAUGACAACAUUUCCUGUAUCACGGUUCUCUAUAGGAAAGACCCAGAUCUGCUAGAGGCUGAAACAACAGCUGAAUAUCAUUCUACUCCACUAUUGCUUGCAGCCACCUCUGGAGCAUUAGACACGCUUCAAUAUUUGUUUUCUCUUGGUGCCAGCUGGAAGAAAACUGACAGUGAAGGAAACAAUAUCAUUCAUUUAGCAGUCCUGUACUUUCACACAGAAAUUCUCAAGCAUCUAAUACAGCUAGAUAAUCCAGAUCUUCCAGUUUGGAAUACUCUUGUAGAGAUGUUACAGUGUGAAGAUGCUACAAGGCCAGAAAUGGCAGUUAGAUCCUUGGAAGUUCUCUGUUUAGCAAAAGAUUUCUACUGGAAAUGCAUUUUGGAUGCAGGUGGUAUCCCCGCUCUAAUCAAUCUGUUGAAAGGCCGGCAGAUCAAGCUGGCAUGUAUAACAUCAGGGGUGCUGAGUAACAUUUCACCGAAUUUCACCAUUUCCAAAGCUUUAGUAGAAGCAGGAGGCAUUUCAGUAUUAAUUGAAUUGUUGGGUUCUGGUGAACCUGAACUGCAAUCUCGCUGUGCUGUUAUCCUAUAUGAUAUUGCCCAGUUCGACAAUAAUCAAAAUGUCAUUACUGAGCUGGGUGGAAUCCCUCCUCUGGUAAAUCUUUUGAAAAUUAAAAUACAGGAUUUGUUAGUUAAUGUAAUAAAUUGUAUCCGGGUGUUAUGCAUUCAGAACAAACUCAAUCAAAGCACAGUGGAGGAACAUCAGGGUAUUCCAGCACUUGUUGAGUUUCUAACUUCACAAUCAGAUGUACUACAGGCUGUAUCUUCAGCAGCUCUUGCAGAACUUGCUCGGGGGAAUGAGAAGAUGCAGGAUGCUAUUGCAAAUGCAGAUGCAAUUGGUCCUCUGGUUGAACUUCUCCGUGGAAGGAAAAUCAGUGUGCAGGUGAAAGGUGCUAUGGCUAUAGAAGCACUAUCGGAUAACAACUCUUGUAUACAGAAACAGUUUCUGGCAAAAUCAGCAACAAAACAUCUUUUAAAGCUCUUAAAGGCAUUUCACUUGACCGUUAAGGAACAAGGUGCUAUAACUUUGUGGGCACUGGCAGGACAAACACUGAAGCAGCAAAAGUUAAUGGCAGAACAGAUUGGGUACAACUUUAUUAUUGAUAUGCUUUUGUCACCAUCUGAUAAAAUGCAGUAUGUUGGAGGUGAAGCAGUCAUAGCUCUUAGCAAAGAUAGCAAACUUCAUCAAAAUCAAAUAUGUGAAGGGAAUGGAAUUGGCCCUUUGGUUCGAUUGUUGAGAAGCGCAAAGAUAGCAGAGGGCACGCUCCUGAGUGUCAUCAGAGCCCUGGGGACCAUUUGUAUUGGUGUGGCUCAUACAAACAAUCCAGUCAGCCAGGAAAACAUAGUGGAGGAACAGGCCUUACCAAUACUGGUUCACCUGCUUAAAAAUCAUAAUUCUCUUCAGAUAAAGGUUGAAGUUGCAUAUUCCUUGGCUUGCAUUGUUUUAAGGAACAGUAAUUUACAGACUGUGUUACAAGAGGAGGAAGGUUUCGUUUAUAGUGAUGUUCUUGAACUUCUUAAUGCACCUGAUAAGGAUAUUUGUUUACGAGCUGGAUAUGCUUUAGCCCUUUUUGCAUACAACAAUCCUGUCCAACAGUUCCUGAUAUUGGAGACCGGCGCAAUUACGAUGUCUACAUUCGAACCUUUUCUGCGAUCAGAAAUUGAGACAGAUAAAGCAAUGGCUGCGUUUCAGAUUGUUGUUUUAGCCAAAGUCAUAGUGGAUGUGGACCAAGUUACUUUGUCUGCAAGAGGGGUUACUAUUUUAGUUGAACUACUAAAUUCUGAAAAGACAGCUACUCUUGUUCUAACAGGGAAAUUAUUGGCUAGCCUGGCUCAUACAAGAGCAGGUAUUCCAGAAGCAAUUACUGAACUAGGAACUAUCCAACGUCUUUGUUAUCAUUUGUACUCAGAUAAAGAAGAGGUUCGUAUAGCCUCAGCUGGUGCUCUUGGAUACUUAACAUUUAACCGCACUGCUUAUCGCCAUCUAUUAGUGGAAUGCAGGAACAAACCCAAGCAGUUCACACGUCUAAUGAAUAACCUCAGCAGGGAUGCAAAAAUAAGCCAGGACUUUGUAAAAGAAUUCCAAAGGCAAAGACAAGUGGGGCUGCCUUCUUUAAGUUUGGAGAUAAAUGGAGGACCACCUGCAGUUCCAACCUAUACUAAAGAGAGAUCACGAAGUAGUAGUAGUGGUAGAAGACAAUUGAAAGCUAAAUUUCAUCCAAAGGACUCUCUUCUUUUAAUGCCUACAUCAGCUCACUUAAUGGGAAAACUCAGAACUACAGACAAACCCCAUAGCCGGACCAUGGGACUUCAUUCAUUUGCACAUGCAACUUCAGACAUCACAAAAGUUUCAAGACCCAGAAUUUUUAAUGUCAGCAAGCUCCAGCUUAAUUCACCAGGAAAGAAAGCUUGAGUCCAGUCCAACAAGGUAGCAGAUAAGUAUUUGUAUCCAUGCAACAUCCUGUAGGUUUGGGAAUAGUCUUUCAAAAUAGAAUUUCAUGAUGCCUGUUGCUAAUACACAGAUGCCUAAUUUUGGAAACCUAAACUCUUUUCAAAAGAGAGUUGUGUGUGGGAUGGAAGGAGGCAGUCUGUCUGUGAAGAAUUAAAUUUGCUGCAGUAGUAAAGAAUAAAUGCAUUGAAAAUACAUUUCAAAAUCAUCACAGGCAUCAAAUAAGGCUAUUGUGUGCAGGUUGUUUUAUAUUUGGGUGAAUUUAAGCUUCUAUUUCUAAUCAUACAAUGCCUUCUGUUACUAGAUACAAGAGCUGCAAAAUAGCUGCUACACAUACUUGCAUCUUCUAUCUUCAGAUAAGCACUCUCAGACUAAUCUAUAUCCACUCUUAUGGGUAAAUUUUUAAAAUGUUGUGCAGAGUUUUAAGAUCAAUGGACUCAUGUAGCCAAAAUGUUGAAGUGCUAUGAAAAUUUGCCUCUAUAAAAUAGGGCUUUGGAGCAGAGCCCGGAGCUGGAGCGCAGAGCAGCUCCAGAGCAGUGGAGCUGCAGGUUUUGCCUGAAGCUGGAGCAGAGCUCCAAAGCCCUGCUAUAAAAUGUUGUUCUGUGUUACAAAAGGAUAUUUGAGUAUAUAGUUAAUAAUAAUUAAGGCUGAUACUUUUCACUUAUCUUGAGAUCUUUAACUGAGUGCUUUCCAAAGGUAAUUAUUGCACUAUUAAAUUAUUCCUAUUUUACACAUGGGAAAAAUAAGGCAUAUAAGUCUAAGGUCAUGCAAGGAGUCAGUGGUAUAUCAGAAUAGAAUAAAUCUCCAGACUUCCAGCUCCCUGUUCUAACUACUAAAUAGCACAGCUGUCCUUAAGGGUGCUUACAUCGGUCAGAUACAUCUUAGUAAGAGGAGACUAAGAAACGUAAACAUUUUAAUAAUAGCCAUGAACAAUAAUUCCCAAACUGUAUGUGUUAUAAGUUGAUAGUUUCAAGUUCAUUUAAGGAGACUUCUAGACUUGGUACCUUGAUGGCAACUUCUCCGACUUGUUCUGAGAUAUCAAUUCCAAGAGAAGCUCUAUAAUAUAACAAGCACUGUAUUAUUUAUUUUUUAACAAACAAUUUUUUAUAAUUAUGGUAAUAAAGUUACACAUCUACUCAACUACGAAGCUAUUUAAAGUAUUUAGCAUUAUGAGAGAGUAUUCGGUGCUUGACACCUGUGAGCUUUAUACAGGCAAUGAAGAUUUGUACAUAUAUCUAUACAGCACCUUCUAUAUUUUAUUUUGUCCAACUUCCCGUUUAUGAAAGAGUUUCCUUGUUCAUAGCAUGAUGAUGUACAUGAGUUUCACCUAACCCAUAAUGUUUUUAUAGCAUUCCCCUUCACCAGUGACAGUGAGUAAAGUAUUGCAGGUUCUUUCCUUCCAUAUUAAUAGCUCAGUACUGUCUACUAAGUGUCUCGACACAAAUGAUCUGCCCAGAACAAGAAACAUGUUAUCUCUACCCAGAAAUGUGAUCUCUAUGCAUAUGCACUUAGGCUUUUAUCUGUCAGCUCAUCUUUGAAACAUAAAAUGAGAGUCCUUUCAAAAAUCAGUCUGUUAGCAAAAUGAACCAAACCUCAGUCCAAAUGAAAUUAAAAGGGCAGCACUGUUACUGAA